Danaus chrysippus (African queen) is the source of this 1086-nucleotide messenger RNA. NCBI's taxonomy places the organism in Eukaryota, Metazoa, Arthropoda, Insecta, Lepidoptera, Nymphalidae. The record is from the annotation of a GenBank genome assembly.
UUGAUCCAACGUGGAGCUCAUGGUCAAGGCUGGCUGCCCUCGGCACGAGUAGCCCUUACAGCGAGAGGCACUCCCGAACAACGGCCGGGGUUACGGGAUUAUCACCACACAAACAGACUCAUGACACCGAUACAACACGCCGAUUACCGAUAUGUCUUAUAUGAACAUGAGAAGGUAGGCGGUAGGCGAUGGCCGGCGCCAGUGGAGACCAUGCGGCGACCAGCGACAGAGACCUCGCUCGUGCUGCCUCCGUUCGAGAUGCCCUCGGUCGUGCUGCCCUCGCUCAUGCUGCCCGCGCUCGAGCUGUCCACGCUCGUGCUGCCCGCGCUAGUGCUGACCGCGCUCGUGCUGCCCGGCCAGGCGGUACCGUUGAGUGAUAGUGAGGGGUGUGCGGUACGAGCACAGCUCCCGGGGGGCUGGCUGUGUGGUCUGAGGAACGGAACGAGCCACGCAAGCUUCCUUGGGGUCCCGUACGCUAAACAACCUCUGGGACAGUUGAGGUUUAAGGAGCUUCAGCCUCUGGAGCCAUGGGAGGGUUUGUACGACGCGACGUCCGAGGGUCCGAUAUGUCCCCAGACCGACAUCCUCUAUGGAGCUCUGAACCCUGGACAGAUGGACGAGGCGUGUAUAUAUGCGAACAUCCACGUGCCUCUACACGCUCUGCCGGGGAAUGAACCCGCGAACACUGAGACAGAGUUCCGCACGCCUCACGAGACAGGCUUGGAUGAAGGUCAGAACAGCGGGCUACCGAUCCUAGUGAUGAUACACGGAGGAGGAUUCGCUUUCGGUUCAGGAGGAUUGGGGCUCCAUGGACCGGACUAUCUGAUGCCCAAAGACGUCAUCGUGAUCACUUUUAAUUACAGGUUAAACGUCCUCGGUUUCCUAUCUCUGAACACUUCCUACGUGCCUGGAAACAAUGGACUGAGAGAUAUGGUGACGUUGCUGCGCUGGGUCCAGGACAACGCGUACGCUUUUGGAGGUGACCCUGGGAAAGUGACGGUCGUUGGCCAGAGUGCGGGGGCUACGAGUGCUCACCUGCUGACCCUGUCUACGGCUGCACGGGAUUGUUCAACAGGUCUGAUAUAA